AAAAACAAAAAUAUUAUCUUUUAAUACCAUGAAUUUGCAAUAUGGUAUCAAUCAAGUUUCUAAUAUAGAAAAUUUGGAUAUUUUAAGGAAAAAGAUCAAUCCAAAGCUAUUUUUUUUUAAAAAAGAAGUUUUAAGAGCUUUAAAAAAAGCAAGAAGAUUCGAAUUUCAAAAGAUAUCAAAAAGAAUUAGAAAUGAAAGACCAACAAAUAAUAUUACAAUUUUAGAUAGAUUAAAGGAAGAAUUGUUAGUAGUUAAAAAUCUUAAUUUGGAGGCUAUUAGGGACUUUUUGUUGUAUAUUAAUUGUUUAAAAGAACCAUUAUUAUUUCAGAUUAUACAUUUAGAGCCAGUAAAUUCACCAUUAAAAAAUGUAUCAGAAUCAGUUAAAAAUGUUAUUACAAGGCUUUUUAAUUCAAAUAGUAUCAAGAAGUGUAUAAAAAGAGUUAUUUUUUCUUUGAAAAAAAUAGCUAAAAUCCAAGAUGAGACAAUGAAACCAAAAAAUCCUCAAAAAAACAAGAAAAAUUCUUUUGAAGAUCCUUCUAUAUUGAAUAAUAAAUUAAGAGGUACGGAAAAAGGGAACUCAAAAUCUUUGAAUGUAAAAAAUAAAGAAAAAAAUAUAGAUAUUUUAGAAGAAAAAGUUGAAUUAAAAAUUAAGAAUCAUAUUCAAUUAAAACCUAAAAAAAAAAGAAUAAAUCUUGAAGAAAAACUCAAGAAUUUAUCUGGUUCAACCUUUUUACCAAGUCUUUCUACUGGUUAUAUUUCAGGAAGUGAUGAUAAUAAUAAUAUUGAUCCAGAAUAUAAAGUUAUUGAUAAACCUAAGAAAAAUAGAAGAGGACAGAGAGCUAGGCGUAAAAUAUGGGAAAUAAAAUAUGGAAAAAAUGCAAGACAUUUACAGAUUAAAAGAAAAAAAUUGAAUUCGAAUAAAAACAUUAAGUUAUCAUAUAAUAAUAAAAAUUCAGCUUUAGUAAGUAAAAAUAAUAAAGAGACUAAACCACUACAUCCAUCAUGGGAGGCAGCUCGUCGUUUAAAAAAGAAGGAAUCAAGCAAUAUAAAAUUCGAAGGAACAAAAAUCAAAUUUGAAUAGUUCAACUAUAAUUUCAAAAUAUUAAUAAUAA
Molecule: messenger RNA, 1112 nt
Organism: Pneumocystis murina B123
Lineage: Eukaryota; Fungi; Ascomycota; Pneumocystomycetes; Pneumocystales; Pneumocystaceae
Exons: 3
Coding region: 29-1081 (350 amino acids)
Biological process (GO): maturation of SSU-rRNA
Cellular component (GO): 90S preribosome; nucleus
Source: RefSeq, a predicted model, not a curated record